Molecule: messenger RNA, 7410 nt
Organism: Melanotaenia boesemani (Boeseman's rainbowfish)
Lineage: Eukaryota; Metazoa; Chordata; Actinopteri; Atheriniformes; Melanotaeniidae
Gene: ssh1b
Product: slingshot protein phosphatase 1b
Exons: 15
Coding region: 334-2928 (864 amino acids)
Biological process (GO): protein dephosphorylation; negative regulation of actin filament polymerization; actin cytoskeleton organization
Cellular component (GO): cytoplasm
Molecular function (GO): protein tyrosine/serine/threonine phosphatase activity; actin binding
Source: RefSeq, a predicted model, not a curated record
GUCAUUUCUGCCCUGCUUGCAACCUGCACCGUGUUUUGUUUGUCUGUCUGCGCACCAGAGAUGAAAUCGCCGGGACUGCUGGUUCGAUACUAACAGGCAAACUCUCUCAUUAAUUUCCGCUCAUGAAGACUCCAGUUACCGCAGAAGACGCACGGAGCAGAGCCCAGAGGCAGCACCGCCGGGGCUGCGGAGUCAGGUGUUGCUGGAGGAGAGUCUGACUAGGCAUUUUCUACCCGGUGACAGAGACAAUCACAGCGGCGCAUCUUCCCGGAUAGGUGCUCCUCCUCCCCUCCCUUCUCCACUGCUGACCUCCACGGCUGCAGACCACCGACCAUGGCUCUGGUGACUCUGCAGCGCUCUCCCACCCCAAGUGCAGCAUCCUCGUCCAACAGCAGUGCGGGGGAGGAUUUCGGAAGUGACGAUGACAGGAAAAAUAAUCAGAGCCUCAGUGAGAGCUUCUUCAUGGUUAAAGGAGCUGCACUCUUCCUCCAGCAGGGCGGCAAUGCACAAGAACCAAAAACUCCAACUCACCACAAACACGCAGGUGACUUACCUCAGCACCUGCAGGUCAUGUUUAAGAUUCUCCGGACUGAAGAUCGCAUCAAGCUGGCUGUGCGGUUAGAGAGUGUACGGUCAGAUCGAGUACGUUACAUGGUUGUCAUCUAUACCAACGGCCACCAAGAUACAGAAGAAAAUAUUGUUUUAGGAAUGGACUUUACAGACAAGGACAGUAAAAACUGUUCUAUUGGGAUGGUGCUGCCACUGUGGAGUGACACCAACAUACAUUUGGAUGGUGAUGGAGGCUUCAGUGUGAACACAGCAGGGCGGUCACAUGUCUUCAAGCCUGUAUCUGUGCAGGCCAUGUGGUCUGCCCUGCAGGUCCUCCAUAAAGCAUGUGAGGUAUCGCGCCGCUUCAACUACUUCCCAGGGGGCAUUGCUCUUACAUGGAUGGCCUUCUAUGAGAGCUGCAUCACCUCAGAGCAAAGCUUCAUCAAUGAGUGGAAUGCUAUGACCGAUCUGGAGACCACCCGGUCUGAUUCUCCCACCAUGUUUGUCGACCGGCCAACAGAGCGCGAAAGAACCGAGUGCGUCAUUAAAGCCAAACUUCGCAACAUCAUGAUGUUUCAAGAUCUGGAGAACAUCACCUCAAAGGAGAUCCGAAACGAGCUGGAGCAGCACAUGAGCUGUAACCUUAAAGAAUACAAGGAGUUCAUAGACAAUGAGAUGCUUUUAAUCCUGGGACAAAUGGAUAAGGCCACACUUAUCUUUGACCAUGUUUAUUUGGGCUCUGAGUGGAAUGCUUCCAAUCUUGAAGAACUACGUGACUGCGGGGUCAGUUACAUUCUGAAUGUUACCAGAGAGAUCGACAACUUCUUCCCAGGGAUGUUUUCCUAUCACAAUGUCCGUGUGUACGAUGAGGAGGCAACUGACCUGCUCGCCCACUGGAACGACACCUACAACUUCAUUGUCAAAGCCAAGAAUAAUAAUUCCAAGUGCCUGGUGCACUGUAAGAUGGGGGUGAGCCGGUCUGCCUCUACAGUUAUUGCCUAUGCAAUGAAGGAGUAUGGCUGGCCCCUGGAGAAAGCCUACAACUUUGUCAAACAGAAGCGGAGUAUAGCUCAACCAAACGCUGGUUUCAUGAGACAACUGGCAGAAUAUGAAGGAAUCCUGGAUGCCAGUAAACAGCGUCACAACAAGCUGUGGAGGCCUGGCACUGAUGACGAGGGAUCAGAUGAAGCAUCUGGUCACUGCACUGGUGGAGAAGAGACACCAGUAUCCAGAGAGGAUGAAGCCUGGGGAGGCUGUGGGGCUUCUCCCUGCAGGGGUCUGGAAAUGGAACCGCUAGACUCCCUUAACUAUAACUAUUACUUCAGACGUUUGUCAGACUCUGCACUCGACAGUGAGCCCUCCACUCCAGUGCGGGGACCCCCUCUGCUAGGAAUGGAGAGGGUUUUCAUUGAGAUUGAAGAUGUGGAGAGAGAUGCUCUAUUGGAGGAUGAGGGUUUCCCCAUGGCCCACCUAACCCUACCUGGUGAGGGCACAGCAGCUCAAACCUGUGGGCGCCUUGAUCCCAUGGAGGACAUGAGACUGAGGCUGGAGUUCAGUACUUUGGAGGAAGAGGAUGAAGAGGAGGCCAAGAAAGAAGAAGCUGAGAUGGCAGCCUUGGCACAAACGCCUGGAAAUUCAGAUGGAAGGAAGGAAGGUGAUGAAGCUGAAAGGAGUGAGGAGAGCCGGUUGGGUUUAGCGAACCUGAACACCAACAACAGCAACCGCUUAGCUGCCAAGCGUAGCUGCCCUGCAGCGUUUGACGACAGUACUAGUACAGGGAACCCUUUAAAAGUGAAGCCCUCCUAUCAGUCAUGUAAAGACUGCAUGCGUCUACCGCAAGGACGGCGCUGCGACCGUCCAGCAGGAGGCCGUUCCCAUCGCCUUAACCCCUCCCGCCACUGCACUGUUCCCUCCAUUUGCAUAGAUCCACCAGGGACACAUUUUUCCUCCACCUCAGUUCUUCAGUCUUUGCCAACUUCUGCAGUCGUCCCACCUAACCUAGUCCAGCCCUGCACUCAUCUCUACCACUGUGCCACCUGCACCCUUGGUGACAUAUCUGCCCCUCAGACCAAUCACCAGAAACCUUUCUCACCCAUGAACUGUGAGGAUACAGAGGACAUGUACAUACUGCAGGGUGGAGACAUUCGGGAAGAGAUGUUAAGACGUAGUGCUGAGUCCAUCAACAUUACUGAUGCUGAGGGGUUAAAACUGCAACAUGGCGAUAGAGUGGAACUCCAGCAGCAGACUCUGGUCCAGCUACAAAUGCCAGGACUUGGGAUACAAUUUGGUCUUGAGUUGAUGCGACAGAGAGCAGAGCAGCUUGAGAAGCUGCCCAGCAUGACCAUGGAGGGCCAGCUUCCGGUGGGGCCCCUGCCUUGAUACAGCAACUCCUGCAUCGACUUGAUGGAAGAGGUGGCUUACCACUGCCUCAACCACUAUGAUGGCUGUGAAACAUACAAUAUCCACUUCUCCAGUGUCAUAUCAGACAUAAUGAGGCGUGCUGACUUCUGUAACAUCCAAGCCUCAUAGCUUUAUUUUCUAAGGCUACGACAGCUCUCUGCACAUUUACAGAGUUCUUGCCAUGCACAUCUGGAAUUUAGAUCUAGGUGGAGCUGCUUGUUUUUUAACCAUGCGUUUAAAAGCCUGGAUGCUCUUUAACUGCUCCUCAAAUAUAACAGAGGCACGCUUCCCCACAUCCCAGUGGGAAUGCAGUCUUAUCUUCAACAGACAGGUUUGGCAAGGCAGUGGUUUGCUGAAUCUUAUGUUGUUUUUGUCUGAUUCCACAGAGUGCUCCACUUAGCACAUUAAUGUUGAUUAAAAGUUAAAAAAAAACUGAAAUGAUAUGCUCUCGUCAGUUUGCUGUAUGUUUUCAGUUCAACUCAACAACUCCAUCCACUAUAUUCUCACAUUACCAGCCGCUUCACUCCUUUUUUUUGCAUCAGCACGGGGCAUUUGAUGUUAAAUAAUAAUUAUUUAUAUAUACAGUUAAUAUAACUAAAAAAAAAAGGACAUUGCCAUAUGUGACAGUUUUUAUGUCUCUUUGUAAGAGUCAUACCUCAGACCACAAGCAUUUCAGACUGUUUUGGUCAAAGACUGUUUUGUUCUCUGUGCUAAGUGGUUGGUUCAACCUGAACUCUAUUAAAGCUAAUGUAAUCAUGUACUUACUAGAACUCAGUUUAGCUCAUGCAUGAGUGUUGUAUUACAAAACACAUUCAACAUGUGUCGAAGCUAUCAAUAAUUUGCACCUUUUUAUUUUAUAUAUAUAUAAUAUAUUAAAUAUUUGGCAUACUAAAGGUUUUAGCAUUUGAUUAUUGGCUUAGAUUAAAUUUGUAAUAACAAAACAUGCAGCAAUUCAUCAGAAGGAUUUCAAUAUUUUUUGCUUUUCUUGCACCUGAAAGAAUGAUGGAUGAAAGGAAUAUUGGAAGAUGCUACAAUAAUCAUACAUAAGCAUGUAAACUUAACCCACAGUGAAAUAAUUUGCAAAGCGACCAAAGCCAUAACGUGCUGUUUGUACCCGUUCUGCAUUUGGGUAGUUGUUUAUAUCAAAGGCUUCUGUGAUCAACAUAACUCAGCCAUUUAGUUUUUCUUAACUUUUUGUAAAACAAAACAAAACAAAAAAAAACCCUCUAAGGCAUUUUCCCUUAUAUUUGCAAAUGUUUAAAAAUGUAAAUAUAGAUUUAGCUUCUAAGCACAACUCUAGUAUUUAUUUACUUGGUGCACAGAUGUGUUCAAUACAUACAUCUAAUAAACAUUUAAUUUUAAUUAUUUAGAGCACACUAACCCAUAAAUUGAGAGACAAUAAAAUGUCUACACCACAUUUUAAAGAAGUGAUUAAAUUAUUUGCUUCCAGCCACCAGUAGAAUCGAUCUUUGUAUACCAUGGUUUAUUUGAUUUAUUUGAUUCAAUAACCACCAGAUGGAUAAGAGUCAACAGCUGUAAAAUCUGUUGAUAACAAUUGUGAAACAAAAGACAACUUAGAAAAAAAAUGUUGGAAAAUAUUAGUUUGCAAGCCUUGAUUUCCUUAAUAUUAAAUAUCUAAAAGCAACAACUGCUGGUUAUCUACACAGCUGGUUUUAAAAUCCAUAUAAUCAUUCAUACAUUUUAUUUAAUUUUAUUUAUACAUUUGAAUAUGUUUGCAUGUCCCAAUUGCCUGAGGCAUAUUUUUAAACAAGUUAUUACCAGGUUGCUGUGCCACAAGGUGUUACUCUGCAGGUUUUUUUCUGUUUGGCUGAUAAUGUAUUCUUUUAUGGCACGCUGGGUGUGCUUAAAUGUCAUUGAUUGAUGCCUGUUUGCAAGCAGGAAAAGCACAAGAAAGUUUAUAUUACUGUGUUUUGUGCACUUCAGGUGAAAAAGAAAACUGUGCAAAGAAUGAAUGCAAAUCUUAAUGAUAGUGUUUCUAUAUUUUUGUCAAUUUAGUUUUUCAUCCUUUAGUUUAGUAGAAAAUGUUACAUUGUGUGUCUCUUCAGUUCCUUUAUAUGAGAGUGCAGCAGGAUUACUCUAGAAAUUAGAUUAAAAAUAUUUGGUUUUCCAUAAAAGCUUUCGUCUGUUUGAACAUUGCAUAACACAUAACAAAGCUGCUGAUACUACACACAUUCAGAGAUUUAGGACUAAAAUAAAUUGAAAUUAAAAAAAUGUCGGAGUUGCAAAACUGUUAAUGACUGAAAUGUUAAACAAUGGGGAAACAAUAUUCUUCAACUUUUCAGAAGUUGGAUAAAAAAGAUUGACAUCACUUUUUGGUCUGUGCUGAAAUUAACCUGUAAUUACCAAGCAGUUAGCUUAGCAUAAAGACUGGAAACACUGUCACUUCUACAGUUCAUGAACAUGUUAUUUCAUUUCUUUAAUGGAGCUAUGUGCAAGAUUUAGUAACAUGCAUAUUGAUAUUCACUUGCCACUAGAAGUCACUAAAACCUUUUCCCUUUUCCUUUUUGGACACUGAAGAAAGAUAUAUAACAUAUUUAUGAACUAUAGAAGUCUAUAGCAUACUAGUAAACUGUCUUUAUGCUAGGCUAAGCUAACAGGCUAAUGAUUAUAGCUUUACCUUUGCCUGUGCUAAAAUGAGACUAUAAUCACCACCCAGUUAGCUUAGCCUAGAAUAAAAAAUAAAUAAAUAAAGGGGUGGGCACCUUUACUUCUUCAGUUCAUAAACUGAGCUUAUUUAUUGAAAGAAGCAAUGUGUGAUAUUUAGUGAUAUCUACUGGCAAAGUUUCAGAUUGGAACACAUUGAACGACCCUUGCCACCCCAAAACAGUGACUCCUUUUUAUACUUAGCAUAGCUAACUAGCCAAAUACUGUUUGUAACUUCAUUUUCUGUUGGCAAGAGAGCAAGUAUGAAUGUCUCAGUUUCACUAAAGAGGCUGCAAUAUUAUAAGACACACAUUUUUUUUUUCUUUUUCUCUCUUUCUUUUUCUGUUUGAGCAUUAAUGCCACAAAGUCUGCCUGAGGAUUUACAGGUAUGAGUUGAAUAAGUACUUUCACCUAGGAGAGUGGAGUGCAUGUACAAUUUGGUGUCAGUACAGUAUUUAUUUAUUUUAGUUGAUUCAUGCGUUUUGUCAUUUUAUAAAUUGCUUCUUAUUAUUUCUUUUAUUUUCCUUUGAUAAGUUAGUUGAGUUUAGGUAAAUAGCAUGUUACAAAAAACUCAAUUUAUCAACUGCAUAUUCCCCAGGCAAGAAACCCACCUCAAGCAUAUGCCCGAAAAUAUGUAGACAUCUUACAAUGUUACAGCCUUUGUUGUUAAACUAAUAAAUCUUGCGUUGUAGACAAAUUAGGCAAUUAAUCAUUUUAAGUUAAGAUUGUAUCAAACAACUCCUUAAUUUGAUCCUUACCUGAGAUGUAAAAUCCUUGUUUCUCUGGACCGCCACACUACAUUUGGUUGUUUGCUUCGUGAUUUGAAUUUGCUUUGUAUUUAAGUGCCUUAACUUUGGCCGUUGCUCUAUUGUAAAGCAUAACAGCCUUUGCAGAGCUUCUGUGAGUGUGUUGGUGGUCUGGCUUUUUGUACUUUUCUUACCCUCCUAGUAAUAAUGCUUUUUGCUAUGUUUAACGUGGCACAUAAUACAGUAUAUUGUAUGCAAACACACAUAGCUCAUCCACCACAGCCUCCUCUCCCUCAUACACAUAUACUUGAUGGACUUCCGUUUAUUAAUAGCAUAUAAUAAUACUGUAUUUGUUUGAUAUUGUUGAGACUUGUGGUACAUUAUAUUGGUUCCAAAACUGAUAGAAGAACCUUAUUUGCUGGAAUGAGAACUGUUACUUGCAUCAGAAUAUGAAACAGGAUGCAUUUGUCUUUUGACAUUUACCAGUCUGUACAUAUCUUUCCUCUAUGGUACAAUUUGCUAUUUGAGUACAUCAGCUUGCAGACGUGGUCAAUAUGAAGAAAAAUAUUGAUAAUGCUACAGUGUAUUGAGAAGCUUUCAUAAGUUUUUGUGUUCAAAUUAAAGCAAAAUGACUUUAGUUAAAUUCUACUUUGGGCAAAUAUUUCAGGCCCCUUUAAAAAUGGCUGAAAGUUUUUUAGUUCAUAAGUCCCAGGCAGGUAGCAGACAGCAACAAGACAAUCGUAGUUAAGAAAGCUUUCAGGACAUUAAGCAUAAUAUAAUUUAAAAGGGUCUGAUAUUUACUGAAUGUACUUAACGGAGCACAAGUCUACUCUGAAGCAUGUGAGGUUGUGAUGAAUGGAAAAUGAAGAAAAUAUAAAACCUUCCUGGGAGUAUUUUUGUUGUUUUUUUAAUGAUUUUAUUUUUACUUUUCUGUACUGUACUGUACAAUGCCAAUGUUCAUGUGUAUGCACUUUUCUUUUUUUUUUACAUUUUGUUAAAAUGGUGUCCAGUCUAAUGUUCAUCAUGCAAAUAAACAAUUUCUUCCGCAUAA